AUGCGGGGGGCUCUGACGCCCCUGUCUUCGCUGCUGCUGCUGCUGCUGGGGUGCGGGCCGAGGGCGGCCACCGGAGGCGGGGCCGGCGGGGCCGCGGGCUACGCGCCGGUGAAGUACGUGCAGCCGAUGCACAAAGGACCCGUGGGGCCGCCCUUCCGCGAGGGCAAGGGCCAGUACCUGGAAAUGCCUCUUCCGUUGCUGCCGAUGGACCUGAAAGGCGAGCCUGGUCCGCCUGGGAAACCCGGGCCUCGGGGGCCCCCUGGCCCUCCUGGCUUCCCAGGAAAACCAGGCACUGGAAAGCCAGGACUCCAUGGGCAGCCUGGCCCUGCCGGCCCCCCUGGCUUCUCCCGGAUGGGCAAGGCUGGUCCCCCAGGGCUCCCGGGCAAGGCUGGACCACCAGGACAGCCAGGGCUUCGGGGUGAGCCAGGGAUACGAGGGGACCAGGGCCUUCGGGGGCCCCCAGGACCUCCUGGCCUCCCUGGGCCCUCAGGCAUUGCUGUCCCUGGAAAGCCAGGCCCCCAAGGGGUGCCAGGGCCCCCAGGAUUCGGAGGGGAGCCAGGGCCCCAGGGGGAGCCGGGGCCCCCAGGGGAUCGAGGCCUCAAGGGGGAUAAUGGAGUGGGCCAGCCAGGGCUACCUGGGGCCCCAGGGCAGGGGGGUGCCCCUGGACCCCCUGGCCUCCCUGGUCCAGCUGGCUUGGGCAAACCAGGUUUGGAUGGGCUUCCUGGGGCCCCUGGAGAUAAGGGUGAGUCGGGGCCUCCCGGAGUACCAGGACCUAGGGGGGAGCCAGGGGCUCUGGGCCCAAAAGGGCCCCCUGGGGUGGAUGGUGUGGGGAUACCAGGGGCAGUAGGGGUGCCAGGGCCACAGGGCCCAGCAGGGGCCAAAGGGGAACCAGGAACCCGGGGCCCCCCUGGCCUGAUAGGCCCCACUGGCUAUGGGGUACCGGGACUGCCAGGCCCCAAGGGGGACAGGGGCCCAGCUGGGGUCCCAGGACUCUUGGGGGACAGGGGUGAGCCAGGUGAGGACGGGGAGCCAGGGGAGCAGGGCCCGCAGGGCCUUGGGGGGCCCCCAGGACUUCCAGGGUCUGCUGGACUCCCUGGCAGACGUGGGCCCCCUGGGCCCAAGGGGGAGACAGGGCCUGGAGGACCCCCAGGAAUGCCUGGUAUUCGGGGUGACCAGGGGCCUAAUGGCCUGGCUGGGAAACCUGGGCCUCCAGGAGAGAGGGGGCUCCCUGGGGCCCAUGGACCCCCUGGACCAACUGGGCCCAAAGGUGAGCCGGGUUUCACGGGCCGCCCUGGGGGACCAGGGGUGGCAGGAGCCCUGGGGCAGAAGGGCGACUUGGGGCUCCCUGGGCAGCCAGGCCUAAGGGGCCCCUCAGGAAUCCCAGGGCUCCAGGGUCCAGCUGGUCCUAUCGGGCCCCAGGGACUGCCAGGCCUGAAGGGCGAACCCGGCUUGCCAGGGCUGCCUGGAGAGGGGAAAGUGGGGGAACCCGGAGUGGCUGGGCCUACAGGGCCCCCUGGGGUCCCCGGUUCCCCAGGACUCACUGGCCCUCCUGGGCCUCCGGGGCCUCCCGGUCCCCCUGGUGCCCCUGGGGCCUUUGAUGAGUCUGGCAUCGCCAGCCUGCACCUGCCCAAUGGUGGCGUGGAGGGCGCUGUGCUGGGCAAGGGGGGCAAGCCGCAGUUCGGGCUAGGAGAACUGUCGGCCCACGCCACACCCGCCUUCACCGCCGUGCUCACCUCACCCUUUCCCGCCUCAGGCAUGCCUGUCAAAUUUGACCGGACUCUCUACAAUGGCCACAGUGGCUACAACCCGGCCACCGGCAUCUUCACCUGCCCUGUGGGCGGGGUCUACUACUUCGCUUACCACGUGCACGUCAAGGGCACCAAUGUGUGGGUGGCCCUGUACAAGAACAACGUGCCAGCCACGUACACCUAUGAUGAAUACAAGAAGGGCUACCUGGACCAGGCAUCCGGCGGGGCCGUGCUCCAGCUGCGGCCCAACGACCAGGUCUGGGUGCAGAUGCCGUCGGACCAGGCCAACGGCCUCUACUCCACCGAGUAUAUCCACUCCUCCUUUUCAGGGUUCUUGCUCUGCCCCACAUAACACCAUGGCGGCCUUGCCGCCUUGGCCUCUUCUUCUUUAGUGGUAGAGAGACCUUCUCAGUUACAAGAACCUCCAUUUAAAGAAAAAAACCAAAGGCUGAACAGA
Molecule: messenger RNA, 2205 nt
Organism: Odobenus rosmarus divergens (Pacific walrus)
Lineage: Eukaryota; Metazoa; Chordata; Mammalia; Carnivora; Odobenidae
Gene: COL8A2
Product: collagen, type VIII, alpha 2
Exons: 2
Coding region: 1-2100 (699 amino acids)
Molecular function (GO): protein binding
Source: RefSeq, a predicted model, not a curated record